This is a messenger RNA of Mya arenaria, 1221 nucleotides long. RefSeq lists its product as uncharacterized. The transcript is spliced from 12 exons. The record is from RefSeq and is a predicted model, not a curated record. Bases 1 to 1221 code for a protein of 406 amino acids. Lineage: Eukaryota; Metazoa; Mollusca; Bivalvia; Myida; Myidae. Gene Ontology annotation, molecular function: protein binding.
AUGGUAAAGAAAGUGUCUGAAGUGAAAAUGAACAAGAAAGAAGAAUUAAGAGCAAUCGGUAAUGGAGUGUUUGCUAGGCAAGAGCUCUUGAAGGGUCAGUUUAUUCUCGAGUACAGAGGAGAACUAUGUAAACAGCAGUCUGAUGGUGAUGAAAUGUUCAAAUACCAUUUCAGACAUAACAACAAGGAAUACUGCAUCGAUGCCUCAAAAGACACGUGUCUGGCAUGCAUGGUCAACGACUUGGACCGAUACACAAAGCCUAAUUGCAAAAUGGUUAAAGUUGUUGAUGACAGACAUCAACCAAGACUCUGUCUGUAUGCAACUGAAAUGAUCAGCAAAGACACUGAAUUGAGGUACGAUUAUGGUGUUGCUGAUGUACCUUGGAGAAAGCGAAAGAUGCUGUUAAAGAUGGUCAUACAGCUGCAGAUACUACAGAGGUCACAGAAACAUCUGAAGAUGCCCUCGGUGAAUCAGCAGAAGUCUUGGAACAUGCUUAUCAUGAUCUUAAUACAAUCAACUCAACUGUGUGUUUCAAAUGCUGUAGGGAACAGUGGGACAGUUGCCCCAUCCACAGUUGCCCCAUCCACAGUUGUCUCUGAACAUGCUGAAGGGCCGCCUCAAGAUGCUGUUAAAGAUGGUCAUACAGCUGCAGAUACUACAGAGGUCACAGAAACAUCUGAAGAUGCCCUCGGUGAAUCAGCAGAAGUCUUGGAACAUGCUUAUCAUGAUGCUGUAGAAAUCAGAGGGAUAGUUUACCAUCCACAGUUGUCUCUGAACAUGCUGAAGGGCCGCCUCAAGCAAUGUUCAAGAUUUGACCCAGGAGCAGCUACAGUAUUAUGGUUGAUCAGAGUGAGAGGCAUCUGCGGAAAAUAUUUGGAGGAUAUAUUCUCUGCGAGAGACAUAUUGCAUUCAAGCAGGAAGGAAGAAGCAAAAAUGCUGUUAAGACGAUUAUACAGUUGCAGAAACAACAGAGAUCUCAGAACCAUCUCAAGAUGCUCUUGGUGCAUCAACAGAAGAUCAGAAGUGGACCAUGCUUAUCUUGAUGCUACAGGGAACAAUGGUACAGUUGCCCCAUCCACUGUCAUCUCUGAACAUGCUGAAGGGCUGCCUGAAUCCAGGAACGUUCAGCGUUUAACAGAGGAGCAAGGCCAACUCCUAAGAAAAUGUCGAAGUGUUCAACAUUACAAUGAGACGGGAACUGAAGAUGAUAGACUGUAUUAA